AAGGAAUUCAGACAUGCGUCGAAAAUACCAGUAAAGCCACCUCAGUGAAUGCUCAGAGCUGAGAAUUUACAUGGUUUUCGCCAAGAAGAACAUUCGAAACUCCUGGAGCAUUGGACAUCUUAUUUUGUUUAUUUCUGCUCAACUUAUAUAAUUAUAAGUAGAGGAAGUUCAAUUCAAGGAAGUUACAGCAACAUGAGGUUACUUGUUUUCGUGUUGUGUGUUAGCAUCUCUUAUGCUAUUCUUACUGGUGUUCCAAUGAAAAUGACUGCCGAUCAACUCACUGACGACAAAUUUAAGCCAGCAUUACAAACAGCGCAACAAUUAUUCAAUGAGAUGUCAAACUAUACAGACUACUAUGUCAUUUCCCAAAUUGUGAAUGGUACAUCCCAGGUUGUUCAAGGUGUGCUGUAUAGAUUCACGGUUGUUUUUAUACCAACUAAUUGCAGCAAGAUUGAGGUGGUAAUGCCUGAGCUUUCUCCAUAUUGCGAGUUGAGACUUGAUGAGGAAGAAAUCUGUUUGGUGAAAGUGUGGAGUCGAGUGUGGCUUGAAGGUGAAAAUAAAACGAUCACUACAUUAGGGAACUGCUCUCAAGCUCUCAUGUGAUGGAGAUAUAGACAUUUACAGGUGAUAAUUUUAUGAUUUACUGCUCCUUGACAAAACUAUAUAACAAUUUCCUUUUUUUUAAAUAAAGUUUUUUAUAAUUUGUCCA
Molecule: messenger RNA, 709 nt
Organism: Trichobilharzia szidati
Lineage: Eukaryota; Metazoa; Platyhelminthes; Trematoda; Strigeidida; Schistosomatidae
Source: the annotation of a GenBank genome assembly